This is a messenger RNA of Podospora pseudopauciseta, 1191 nucleotides long. RefSeq lists its product as uncharacterized. NCBI's taxonomy places the organism in Eukaryota, Fungi, Ascomycota, Sordariomycetes, Sordariales, Podosporaceae. The record is from RefSeq and is a predicted model, not a curated record. Gene Ontology annotation, cellular component: nucleus. The coding region runs from base 1 to 1191 and encodes 396 amino acids. The transcript has a single exon. Gene Ontology annotation, molecular function: ATP hydrolysis activity; ATP-dependent chromatin remodeler activity; ATP binding.
AUGUUUGAGAACAUUGUUGUGUGCGACAAAGAUACCGGCUGCCUCCUGGCCCACGAGAUGGGUCUGGGCAAAACACUACAAGUCAUCGCGCUGAUGAUGACGAUCGCGGAGGCAAAUUCAUCAGACAACGCCGACGUGCGAAGGCAGAUACCAGCACGCCUCCAAAGGCUGAGCGCGGUCAUUGUCUGUCCACCGGGCCUGGUCGCGAACUGGGAGGCCGAGAUAUCGAAAUGGGUGCCAAAUGAGAUGCUGGGAAGGGUAUGCGCGGGAACGACGCCUGGGGGUGUUGAGACGUGGGCCAAGGAAGGUGGCGUCAUCAUCAAGGGAAUCCAGGCGUUCAAGGACAUGGCGCGGCCGGAGAAGAAUGUCAUCGAGACAGCGGCGACCUUGGUGGUUUGUGAUGAGGCGCAAACCAUCAAGAAUGAGAAGACGGGCAUGUGGAAAGCCAUGACAGAGUUCAAGACAAAGAACAGGAUUGCUUUGACAGGGACGCCGCUGUCCAGAGAUGCCAUAGAUGUGCAGUGUGUGAUGAACUGGGCAGUGCCGAACCUGCUGCCAGAGGGGAAGGUCUUCAAGAAGGAAUACGACAAUCCCAUCCGGCUGGGGCUCUUCGAGGAAAGCACCGGAUCGGCGAAGCUUCUGGCUCAACAGCAAGUCAGGCAGCUUCAGGCAAUUAUCGGCCCGAAACUGCACCGUUGCGGCAUCAGCGUGAUCAGCCACGAAAUGCCGAGCAAAAAAGAGUUUUUGAUCUUGAUGCCCAUCCCACCGCUGCAGAAAGCACUUUACGAGGCAUACCUGGACUGGCAGACGGGUGAAAAGAUGGGAGGGUUGGGGCCCUUUGAGCUGGUCACAAAUCUCAGGCCACUGCUGGCGCACCCCAGGGUAUUCAGGGGAACAAAGGCGGGUGGGAAACCGGCUUUCACGACCAUCAUGGAAAGCGAAAUUCCAUCGACAUUAAACGACGAGAUGGCCUCGAACAAGGUGCGCGUGCUGAUUCAUAUCGUCGAGGAAAGCAGGAGACUUGGUGAGAAGGUGCUGGUGUUUAGCCAGUCAAUCCCCACACUGAUGGGAGGGCGGAGACGAGUAGAGGUUAUUGAAAGCUGCCACGGCUAUCAACCUCACGUGAGAGGAAAGUGGGCGGAAUGGCAGGAUUCGCUGAAAGAUAUGCGGGAUAUGUACGUAUACAUGUAA